ACCGAGGGAGUGUCUGCAGGCUGCAGGAGCGGCCUGACGUCUCGUUGUCAGUGUGUGAAUGACUUGAGAAGAAGAGGAAAAAAAGCCAGUGUGACAACAACAGCUCAGCAGGCGAGCCCAUCGCGGAGAAAACUGAGACUUCAUUUGAAAAACUUCCCCUCCUUCCUCAACCUGUAUGACUGCGUGAAGACGAAAAGUUAUGGAGAGCUCCGUUGAGACCUCCCAGACUGGAUGCGCCUCCAAGCCCACUCUGGCCCCCAAACCUCGGCUCACUCCCAAGCCCUUCUCUCUGCAGAAGAACACCACCAUUCGCUCCAUCCACGCUCCAAAGACGGCCACCACAACUGUUAAAUCAACAACAAACCAGACUGGAAAAUAUGAAGCCGCACGUGUCCCCAAACCGACUCCGACCGCCGGUGCGCAGAAACCUCCUCAGCAAACCGCCGCCUCUGAUUCCAAACCAAGCUCUUUAAGCAAACCCGCCAAAGAUAAACCAAAAGCGACCAAAGAAAGUAAAGCAAGUCCACGUGACGAGGAUACUCUCGAUUCUAGUGUAGCUCCAGGAAAAUCUGAUCCUGCCCCACAAACCACUCCACCCAAGGGGACACCCAAAUCUGAGCCGCUCCAGAAAGACGAUGUCAUCCAAACAAACCACAGAGCAUCCACAGAUUUUGUGACUAACUCUGAACAGAAAGACAGAAAAAAGGAGGAAGAUGAAACUCCGAGUUCUGUCGUCCAAACCCCUGAGGAAUCAGGGAGCGACGGUUCUUCCACAGCCAAUCCAUCAUUUCGAUGGGGCGGCACCAGGAAGAGUCUGUCCACGAAGCUCACCUCGAAGUUUGAGUCAGGUGGUCCGCCCCUGCCUCCACAGCCCACUAUAACUGUAACCACAAGCAACACCAAAGACGAUUCAAACAAGCCGGCGCCCUCCAAUCCAGAGCAGAGCCAGACGACAACAGAGCCGCCAAGCAGGGAGAGUGAUGAAGGAGGACUGAAGGAGGAUUACAGCGGAGGAGGAAGUAUCAAACGCAGAAUCAGUCUUCUGUUUGACUCCUCGUCGAGGCCAGAGGUCAUGACGAAGAAAGAGGAGACAGAGAUCAUAAAUAGUACAGGAGGAGUAAAAGAGCGAAUUAAACACUGGGCGGUGGAAAGAAAUUCUGAGGGUCCGAAUGCUGAGAAGAAACCUCAGCUCUCACCCCGACCUCGCUCGCGGAGCUUUGAGCCUGUGGCGGCUCCGGCAGCAGAGAAAACUGCCAAAGCGCCGCAUGUGAAACCUCCUGCGGCCACAACGUCGUCUACACAGGAUCCACGUCCAACGGUCUCCUCAGCUGAACCGUCCUCGGGUUCCCUCGUGGAGACAUCCAAAGACACUCCUACAGAAAAUAAGUCACCGAAUAUCUCAAGGGAGAGACCUGGAGGGGACGAGCAGAGCGAAUCAACGGAGGGCGAGGUUCGACUACGCAAUCGCAGCCCGUCUACGACCCACGCUGCCACAGACGAGGGAGACUCGGCUUCAAGUGAAGGUGACCCGCGUGUCCUAAAGAGAGACAAUGUCAAGCGUCGCUCUGUUCGCUUUGGUAUCGUGGAGAGAGACGAUGGUGGGCCUCCAUUGAUCCUGGGCUCGGCGUCGGAAUCCAGCUCAGAAGAAGAAGAAGAAGAAGAAGAGGCUCCUGAGGACAAAGCCCCUGUGUCUUUGCCGGUCUACCGACGACUAGGAAAUGUUCAGAAGAAGGAUGGCAAGAUCCAAAAUCAAGAAGAGGAACGACUGAAACAUUUGGAGUUUGAACAAAGACGGAGCGCAGAGGAGAACUACCAGGCAAGACUUAAGUUAGAAGAGGAGCAAGAAAGGGAGAAAGAAAAAUCUAGGCAGAGGGAAGCGCUUCGGCUUAGGGAAGAGGAGAAACAGAGAGAGGAGGAAAGGGAAAAAGAGAGGUUGAAGGAGGAGGAAAUGCAGAGACAGCAGAAGAAGGAAUGGGAGAGAGAAAGGUUAGAAGAAGAGGAAAGGGAACGGAAAAGGCUAAGAGAAGAAGAGAUGGAAAAGGAAAGACAGAUUCUGUGGCAGAGACAGAGAGAGGAGGAGAGAGAGAGGGCGAAACAGAAAGAAGAGAGACUGAAGCAAGAUCAGGAGGAGAGGGAAAAGGAGAGACUGGAGGAGGAGAAGAGGAAAGAGGAGAGACUCAAAGAAGAGACGAGGCAGAAAGAGGAGAGGGAGAAAGAAAGAUUAAGAGAGGAGGCUGAGGAAAGAGAGAGGGAGAGAGAAAGGGAGGUUGAGUUGAGGUGGCGGAGACAGAAAGAGGAGGAUGAAGAGAGGGCGAGGCAGAAGGAGGAGAGACUCAAAGAAGAGGAGAGGCAGAAGGAGGAGAGGGAGAAAGAAAGAUUAAGAGAGGAGGCUGAGGAAAGAGAGAGGGAGAGAGAAAGGGAGGUUGAGUUGAGGUGGCGGAGACAGAAAGAGGAGGAUGAAGAGAGGGCGAGGCAGAAGGAGGAGAGGGAGAAAGAAAGAUUAAGAGAGGAGGCUGAGGAAAGAGAGAGAGAGAGAGAAAGGGAGGUUGAGUUGAGGUGGCAGAGACAGAAAGAGGAGGAUGAAGAGAGGGCGAGGCAGAAGGAGGAGAGACUCAAAGAAGAGGAGAGGCAGAAGGAGGAGAGGGAGAAAGAAAGAUUAAGAGAGGAGGCUGAGGAAAGAGAGAGGGAGAGAGAAAGGGAGGUUGAGUUGAGGUGGCGGAGACAGAAAGAGGAGGAUGAAGAGAGGGCGAGGCAGAAGGAGGAGAGACUCAAAGAAGAGGAGAGGCAGAAAGAGGAGAGGGAGAAAGAAAGAUUAAGAGAGGAGGCUGAGGAAAGAGAGAGAGAGAGAGAAAGGGAGGUUGAGUUGAGGUGGCGGAGACAGAAAGAGGAGGAUGAAGAGAGGGCGAGGCAGAAGGAGGAGAGGGAGAAAGAAAGAUUAAGAGAGGAGGCUGAGGAAAGAGAGAGAGAGAGAGAAAGGGAGGUUGAGUUGAGGUGGCGGAGACAGAAAGAGGAGGAUGAAGAGAGGGCGAGGCAGAAAGAGGAGAGACUCAAAGAAGAGGAGAGGCAGAAAGAAAGAUUAAGAGAGGAGGCUGAGGAAAGAGAGAGAGAGAGGCUAAAGAGGUCGGAAGAUGAAGAGAGGAUGAGGGAAAGAUGGAGACAGGAGGAGGAGGAGAGAAAAAGAAGGGAGCUUGAGAGGAAAAUGCAGCAGGAAAGAGAGGAAGAGAUGGAGAGAAUGAGGCAAAUAGAAAAACAGAGAGAGGAGGAGGAAAGGUUGGCGGAGCUGGAGAGAAAAAUGCGACAGGAAUUGGACAUGAAGCGAGCAGAAAAGUUGAGAAUGGACGAAGAGAGAGAGAGGGGAGAACUCAGGCCGACCGUCAGGGAACGAACGAGUGCAGCGGACGAGUCCGAUUUAAUCAGCUUCGACUCUGAAGAUGUGCCCCAGAAGUCAGAAGCACCACACUCCCCCUUCGCAAACAUCCCUGAGCGCAAAGAGGGUCAAAUCAAAGUCCCUUACGACGACUUCUCCGUCAGAAAGUCUCUGAUUGAGGUGGAUUUUGACGAUUUUUCCGUCAAACCGAAGAGAUGGGGCUCCCAGGCUAAAGCAGAACGUAGUCCAGUCGCCCAGAGCCGGGCAACCAAUCCUGUGGACAGAGACGAGGUGGAGCUGCCGGUGCCCCUGAAUGUCUCCCGUCAGGAAAACAGAGCACCAGAGCCCGUGGCAAAACCUGACAACGCAGAGCCUACACCAGCUGUGGAGAGGCCGGAGGAGCAAGAGGCGGAGCCGGAGGAGGAACAGCUCACCUACUUCGAGGUGGAGGAAGAGGAGAAGGCGAUUGAGGAGGAGGAGGAGAUGGAGGAAGAGGUGGAUGAAGCAGAGGAAGAAGACGAACAGGAGGCACAGGUCAACAGUUAUCGUAUAAACGGAGAAGACGCAGACACCGAUGGGUUGAUAGACAGUGAGCCAGACCAGCAGAAUCAGGGCCACGAACACACAUCUGAAACUGACAGCCCAGAGCCGAUCCCUGACCAAGUUCUAGAAGACUCUUCUCGAGAUGUUGAUUCCACUGAUUUCUCUUCAUUCCCUGAGAGUUCCAAUCCGCUCCUUGACACCAGCGCACAGAGAUCUAAGGCUCAUGUGGGUAAGAGGCGGCUUCGAUCGCGUCCGUCCCGCUCGCUGCGUUCGGGGUCGACUCGGAGUCACAUCUUGGACUGGAGGGUCUGUGACUCCACAGAUGAAAAGGAGGCAACUUCCAAACAAAGGGAGUCCGAUUCUGAGGAGGAACAACCGAAACCGAAGAAACCCUUACCUCCCCCUCCCACCUCUCAAAGAGUCCCCGUGUUCCCUGGUCUGAGCCCUACAGCCCUGAUUGCUCAACUAAAAAGGAGAACAGGUGGAGGAGGAGCUGGAGGAAGAGUGGAAACAGAUGAAGCCAAGGGAAGAGAAGAGCGGGGAAGUCAGCAAGAGGAAGUAGCACCUUCACCCACACAACUCUCCCGCUCUCCUCGCUCUGCUGCUCAUCUCGCGGGGGCUGCACGGGUGCUGCCACCCCUGGGCGGCACGGACGGAGGUGCCGGCUCAUCUCCUGCUUGGCUGAAAGAACUGAAGUCUAAGAAGCGUCUGAGUCAUCAUGACAGCAUGACAGAGGCUUAGCCAGACACAGGAGACUGUGCUGCCGCCUUUUUAGCAAGAAUCAAUCCAUCUCAGUGGCUGCUGCUGCUGCUGCUGCUGACAGACAUCUUGCCACGGUUGCUCCAUUUUGCACUUUAAGUGCCUUAUUUUGAAACUUCACUGUUAUAUUCCGGGGAGGGUUUGCUGGAUAUACAGGCCAUCGGAAACUUUUCAUCUUGUCAAUGAAAUAAUGGUGUCAUGGCUGUGAUGUGUAAAUGCCAAGUGUUGUGUGUUAUUGACUGUUGCACAGAGGCUCAAUGGAGGUUGAACGCCCACAUAUGAUUAAGAGCAAAGCCAUGGAAUGUCUUGUUGUCUGAAUGUGUAAGCCCAUCAGUUACUGACAGGGACUGAUGACACUAGGCUUUUAGCAGGGUAUGUAUCAUCACACACACACACACACACACACACACACACACAUACACACGCACACCUAUAAUGUAUAUACAGGAAAUACUGAAUAUAAAUAAUGGAUUGCACCUUGUGUGUAUUUAGUGGAAAUUGUAUAAAAUGCUUUUUACAUUAUUAUACCAAUCACAGUUCUCUCAAGUAAAACUACCUAGCACUUUAAGAAACGUGAUAACAAAUUACCCUCCAUACAGUGCAUCUAAGCGAUAGAAUAAUCAUGUACAUUACUGUAGAAACGGGGUCAAGGGAUUUUUUUCUUUUUAUAACAUUAUGAAUGCCUGGAUUCUCUUUAAACUUUCCACAACAUGUAAAGAGGAGGUGAAAGUCCCAGUAGCUCAGAACAGCAGCAGUGCGCUGGGUGGGAAAUCGAAGGCAUGCUGUGUGUUUUGUAAAAUCUAAGAACAAAUGUUUUCAUCUGCUUGAAAUUCUUUUGUGAGUGCUUUUUUAUGUUUAUGAUUGACUGGCAUCAAUACUGUAAUCAUUUUUGAUCAGCAUACUGUAUGACAAGAGGGAAUCGAGGGACCUUUAUUAAAACUUUUUUAUGAAAUUCAA
Scophthalmus maximus (turbot) is the source of this 5626-nucleotide messenger RNA. RefSeq names its product tankyrase 1 binding protein 1 (gene tnks1bp1). The record is from RefSeq and is a predicted model, not a curated record. The coding region runs from base 200 to 4651 and encodes 1483 amino acids. Lineage: Eukaryota; Metazoa; Chordata; Actinopteri; Pleuronectiformes; Scophthalmidae. The transcript is spliced from 10 exons.